Messenger RNA from Hemibagrus wyckioides, 1808 nucleotides. RefSeq names its product kelch-like protein 10. The record is from RefSeq and is a predicted model, not a curated record. The coding region runs from base 10 to 1719 and encodes 569 amino acids. Gene Ontology annotation, molecular function: protein binding. NCBI's taxonomy places the organism in Eukaryota, Metazoa, Chordata, Actinopteri, Siluriformes, Bagridae. The transcript is spliced from 7 exons.
GAGAGAGAAAUGAGAGGAGGCAUGUCGCUGUUCAGAGUCCUGAAUGAGAUGCGAUUGGACGGGUCACUGUGUGACGCCGUGAUCAGAGUGGGCGAGGUGGACUUCAAUGUCCACAAGGCUAUCCUCUCGGGGUACAGCCCGUAUUUCAGGGCUCUGUUUACAAGAUGGGGCAGUCUGGAUCAGAGAGUGUACAACAUCCCUGAUGUAUCUCCAGAAAUCAUGGAUCUUAUAAUCCACUACAUGUACACGCAGGAUAUUCAAGUCACCGUGGAUGAAAUGGAGACUCUCUUGGCCACGGCCAUUUACCUGCUCAUCGACGAUCUCAUAUACACCUGCUGUGAAAUCUUACAGGAGCAUCUCAGCCCAGAUAACUGCUUAAGGAUUUGGCAGUUUGCUGAUGCUCACUCGUGCUAUGAGCUGCGAGAUCAGGCUUACAAGUACGCGUUGCAUCACUUUGAGGAUGUUGUUUUUUCACCGUCUGGAAACCUCCUGGACCUGACCGUGGAGCACCUAAGUGACUUCCUGGAGAAUGAUGAGCUGAACAUCAAGGAUGAGAAAACAGUGUUCCAAGCUAUAGACCUGUGGAUCAGGUACAAUCCCAGCGUCCGAAAGCAGCACAUUGUGAACCUGUUGCCGAAGGUGCGGCUGGCUCUGGUGGAUACGGAAUACUUCCUGGAAAAUAUAAAGAAAAACCAGUUUGUCAGCAGUGUGUGGGAGUGUCAGCCCAUCAUCGCCCGUGCCAUGAAGGCCAUGUACUUCUCCUACAUGACUGACCCCCACACCAGACUCUCGGAUCCGUUUACCCGCCCACGGCUUCCGUAUUCCAUCUUGUUUGCCAUAGGCGGGUUGAGUGGCACAUCUACUAUGAACACUAUGGAAACCUACGACUCGAAGCUGGACAGCUGGAAGUGCAUCUCCAGCACAGAACAGCGAGCUCGAGCGGGUCACGGCACAGCGUUCCUGAAUGGUUUGGUGUACGUCAUUGGUGGCUUUGACAAUGGGGAGUGCUCCAGCAGCGUGUGCACGUUCAAUCCUAUGGAUGGAACGUGGAAUGAGUCUGCGCCUAUGCACUACAGUCGCAGCUAUGUAAGCGUGGCCGUGCUGGACGGAUUCAUCUACGCCAUGGGAGGCUCCAACGGCAACAUGAGGCUUAACACGGCCGAACGUUAUGAUCCAAGCUCCAAUCAGUGGAGCCUCAUCCCGUCCAUGCAUGAGCAGCGAAGUGAAGCCAGCGCUGCCACCUUAAAUGGCAAGAUCUACAUCUGUGGAGGCUUCAAUGGAAAUGAGUAUCUUCUCACGGCUGAGUGUUAUGACCCUCAUCAUGAUCAGUGGACGCUGAUCGAGCCGAUGCACAUGCGUCGGAGUGGCUUAGGCGUCGCUGUGCUGAACAACAAAGUGUUUGCGGUUGGAGGUUUUGAUGGAGACAGUUGUAUGCAGAGCAUCGAGGCCUUUGACCCUCAAACCAACUCCUGGAGGAUUCUUGCCCCCAUGUUUAACCAGCGAAGAAAUUUUGGCAUUGAGGUGAUGGACGAUCGCUUAUAUGUGAUUGGUGGUAACAGCAGUGAAGGCACCACCUCAACAUGCGAGUACUACGAUGUGUACAAAGACAAGUGGUUUGAAGUAAAGGACAUGAACAUUUCCCGCAGUGCAGUCAGCUGCUGUGUGGUUUCUGGACUUCCCAACGUCACUGCCUACAUCACUGAACGUGGUCUUCGCUAGAUGCAGAGUUUUUAUUAAUAAAUUUUUAAAUAUGUGAAAUUAAUUUUAUUAAUUUAUUAUAUAAUAAUAUUAUAUAUUAUAAUAAUAUA